GUCCUUCGUUGAAUUACGACACUGUCCACCUUUAAUUUCCUCGAAAACGCCUGUAAUUCGGCUGAAGCCAUGCCUUGUGUUCAGGCGCAGUAUGGGUCCUCGCCUCAAGGAGCCAGCCCCGCUUCUCAGAGCUACAGUUACCACUCUUCGGGAGAAUACAGCUCCGAUUUCUUAACUCCAGAGUUUGUCAAGUUUAGCAUGGACCUCACCAACACUGAAAUCACUGCCACCACUUCUCUCCCCAGCUUCAGUACCUUUAUGGACAACUACAGCACAGGCUACGACGUCAAGCCACCUUGCUUGUACCAAAUGCCCCUCUCCGGACAGCAGUCCUCCAUUAAGGUAGAAGACAUUCAGAUGCACAACUACCAGCAACACAGCCACCUGCCCCCCCAGUCCGAGGAGAUGAUGCCGCACUCCGGGUCGGUUUACUACAAGCCCUCCUCGCCCCCGACGCCCACCACCCCGGGCUUCCAAGUGCAGCACAGCCCCAUGUGGGACGACCCAGGCUCUCUCCACAACUUCCAUCAGAACUACGUGGCCACCACGCACAUGAUCGAGCAGAGGAAAACGCCCGUCUCCCGCCUCUCCCUCUUCUCAUUUAAGCAAUCGCCUCCCGGCACCCCUGUGUCUAGCUGCCAGAUGCGCUUCGACGGGCCCCUGCACGUCCCCAUGAACCCGGAGCAGGCGGGCAGCCACCACGUGGUGGACGGGCAGACCUUCGCUGUGCCCAACCCCAUCCGAAAGCCCGCGUCCAUGGGCUUCCCAGGCCUGCAGAUCGGCCACGCGUCGCAGCUGCUGGACACGCAGGUGCCCUCGCCGCCGUCGCGGGGCUCCCCCUCCAACGAGGGGCUGUGCGCCGUGUGCGGCGACAACGCGGCCUGCCAACACUAUGGCGUGCGCACCUGUGAGGGCUGCAAAGGUUUCUUUAAGCGCACGGUACAAAAAAACGCAAAAUACGUGUGUUUAGCAAAUAAAAACUGCCCAGUGGACAAGCGGCGCCGGAAUCGCUGUCAGUACUGCCGAUUUCAGAAGUGCCUGGCUGUUGGGAUGGUCAAAGAAGUGGUUCGCACGGACAGUUUAAAAGGCCGGAGAGGUCGUUUGCCCUCGAAACCGAAGAGCCCACAGGAGCCCUCUCCCCCCUCGCCCCCGGUGAGUCUGAUCAGUGCCCUCGUCAGGGCCCAUGUCGACUCCAACCCGGCUAUGACCAGCCUGGACUAUUCCAGGUUCCAGGCGAACCCUGACUAUCAGAUGGGUGGAGAUGACACUCAGCAUAUCCAGCAGUUCUAUGAUCUCCUGACUGGCUCCAUGGAGAUCAUCAGGGGCUGGGCUGAGAAGAUCCCAGGCUUCGCUGACCUGCCCAAAGCCGACCAAGACCUGCUUUUUGAAUCAGCUUUCUUAGAACUGUUCGUGCUUCGAUUAGCGUACAGGUCCAACCCAGUGGAGGGUAAACUCAUCUUUUGCAAUGGGGUGGUCUUGCACAGGUUGCAAUGCGUUCGUGGCUUUGGGGAAUGGAUUGACUCCAUUGUUGAAUUCUCCUCCAACUUGCAGAAUAUGAACAUCGACAUUUCUGCCUUCUCCUGCAUUGCUGCCCUGGCUAUGGUCACAGAGAGACACGGGCUCAAGGAACCCAAGAGAGUGGAAGAACUGCAAAACAAGAUUGUAAAUUGUCUCAAAGACCAUGUGACUUUCAAUAAUGGGGGGUUGAACCGCCCCAACUAUUUGUCCAAACUGUUGGGGAAGCUCCCAGAACUCCGUACUCUUUGCACACAGGGGCUACAGCGCAUUUUCUACCUGAAACUAGAAGACUUGGUACCACCGCCAGCAAUAAUUGACAAACUUUUCCUGGACACUUUACCUUUCUAAGACCUCCUCCCAUGCACUUCAAAGGAACUGGAAAGAAACCUAAAACUAUCCAGAGGGGGCAAGUCACAAGGCAGAGAUAUCCCCAUGAGCUGCCUCAGCUCUAGCUGGCCCCCACCCCCUCCAUAAAAUCC
Neomonachus schauinslandi (Hawaiian monk seal) is the source of this 1997-nucleotide messenger RNA. RefSeq names its product nuclear receptor subfamily 4 group A member 2 (gene NR4A2). Gene Ontology annotation, biological process: cellular response to corticotropin-releasing hormone stimulus; regulation of transcription by RNA polymerase II; dopaminergic neuron differentiation. Bases 70 to 1866 code for a protein of 598 amino acids. The record is from RefSeq and is a predicted model, not a curated record. NCBI's taxonomy places the organism in Eukaryota, Metazoa, Chordata, Mammalia, Carnivora, Phocidae. Gene Ontology annotation, molecular function: nuclear receptor activity; RNA polymerase II cis-regulatory region sequence-specific DNA binding; zinc ion binding. Gene Ontology annotation, cellular component: transcription regulator complex; nucleus. The transcript is spliced from 7 exons.